AUGUGCAAAAAGGCUACUUGCAAUAACUGUAAACAAGCAACCUGGUGGGGUUGCGGCAACCAUGUUCCCUCGGUCAUGUCUCAAAUUCCCGAAAAAGAGUGGUGUACUUGUGAGCCCAAGGUAGAAAAGGAAGGGGGAAAGUAUCCUCCCAAGGGAGAUCAACCCGACAGCUGA
Messenger RNA from Fusarium venenatum, 174 nucleotides. The record is from RefSeq and is a predicted model, not a curated record. NCBI's taxonomy places the organism in Eukaryota, Fungi, Ascomycota, Sordariomycetes, Hypocreales, Nectriaceae.